CCCACACACCAUACAUGCGCCCCGUUUUAAGUAGCGCUCUACCCUGUUCCGAUGACCGCCACGUUGAUCAUUGGAUAAGUUUCGUCCUAUGGUAGUGUUGUUCAUCUCACGAGCGGCUGGUUGAUUGCCGUUCUUCGCGACAGUCUAAGCAAGAAGCUGCGUAGGAAAAGGAGAUUCGUCCUUAUCUACACAAAAUCGAGUUCACAGAAGCGGCGCUUGGCUUCCCAAGCUUUCCUCCCUCCCUCCUUCCAUCCUCCCUCCGGUCGUACCCCUCGCGGGGCUCGAACCCACGACCUCCACCGCUCGUCCGUCCUAUUACCCCAGCAGGCAGAGCGGCUCCCAUGGGGGGCCAAAACGAGGAAUCCGGGGAAGCAAAUACUCGAGAAGGCGCGGCGCAAGCGACGCGCAGUAGUUUUGGAACUAGUGACGCAAUCGCUGGCGUACCUAGCCACCUUAGCGACGCGCAUCUCAUUGGCGGCGUUGGCGGCGUUGGCGGAGGCAUGGAUGCAGGCGGAACGGGAGGAGCUGGCGGAGGGAGCGGGAGGGGGGAGGGGGGAGGAGAUGGGGUACGAGGGGCGUUGGAUGACGUGGCACUUGCAGGGCAUCCUGACGACCCGCUCUCGUGGUCCGUGGAGGGCGUGGGCGAGUGGCUACAGCAGCAGGGCUUUGGGGAGUACCGGGGGGUGUUUGCCGUGCAGCAGAUCACCGGGGCCGCGCUGCUCAGGCUGUCCCGCGAGUCAUUGGCCGAGCUGGUGCCGUCUCUGGGGCCCAGAAUGGCGGUGCUGGACGCCAUAGAAAGGCUCCGAGGGUGGAAGGCUGAUCCAAGGCAUGUGGGGGAGGGGCUAGUCUCGGGCUUGCAUGCCUUUGCUGCGAAGUUUGUGCAUGGUCUAGAUCACUUGCUGAAUGACCCUAUAGAGGGUGCGUCAAAGGAAGGUGUCUCCGGGCUAAUGCGCGGUCUCUCCAUGGGCAUCACUGGAGCCAUCAAGCAUCCAGUGGAGGGCGUGGCCCUGCUGUCCCAGCAGCUAGGAGACGGCCUUCGCCGCACCCCCGACGCCCUCUUCGGCCGCUCCCCUGCACUAGAAGACAAGCAGCGCUCCGCCCCCCCCUCCCCUGUAGUCACCCCCACCCCCUCCUCCUCCUCCACCUCUGCCACCUCUUUCCCUGGCUCUUUUCCUACGUCUUUCCCCCAUAACGAGGAUUCUGUGGGACUGUUAUCCCACCCCACCGCUCUGCACCUGGACCCAGCGUUUGGCUCCUCCUCCUCUGUAUCCCCCUCUCAAGCUCUGUCCCGUUAUAAGAACAGCUCGUCCCCUGCUGCAGCAAAGAAAAAGCUAGGAGCAGGGAUGGCGGCGGGGGACGAGAGGGGAGGGGGGGAGGACGAAGGGGGGGGGGCGGGCGGGGGGAGGGUCGUGGGGAAGGGGGAAACGGGGGGGGAGGAGCGGGGGAUGUUUUGGAAGGGGCUGCGGGGGAUGGUAGCAACGAAUGCACCGACGAUGGUGAGGAGAAUAGAGGAAGCAAAGCCGGACUUUCUCAAGGACGAGGGGGAUGGGGCGCGGCCGACGCACAUAGGCGAGGGCAUCCUGGUGGGCAUGCGGUGCUUCGGCAGCGACCUGUAUGACGGGCUUACAGGGAUCGUGACAGAGCCAAUGAGGGCCAUGGCAAUGGCAAGGGACAAGGGGUCAGGAUCAGCAGCAGUGCCGGCAGCAGUCAUGAGAGGGCUAGCCAAGGGCCUCGCAGGGUGAGAGGACUAGCCAAGGGCCUCGCAGGGUGAGAGGACUAGCCAAGGGCCUCGCAGGGUGAGAGGACUAGCCAAGGGCCUCGCAAGGUGAGAGGACUAGCCAAGGGCCUCGCAGGGUGAGAGGACUAGCCAAGGGCCUCGCAGGGUGAGAGGGCUAGCCAAGGGCCUCGCAGGGUGAGAGGACUAGCCAAGGGCCUCGCAGGGUGAGAGGACUAGCCAAGGGCCUCGCAGGGCUAGCCAAGGGCCUCGCAGGGUGAGAGGACUAGCCAAGGGCCUCGCAGGGUGAGAGGGCUAGCCAAGGGCCUCGCAGGGUGAGAGGACUAGCCAAGGGCCUCGCAGGGUGAGAGGACUAGCCAAGGGCCUCGCAGGGUGAGAGGAC
Molecule: messenger RNA, 2117 nt
Organism: Closterium sp. NIES-67
Lineage: Eukaryota; Viridiplantae; Streptophyta; Zygnematophyceae; Desmidiales; Closteriaceae
Source: the annotation of a GenBank genome assembly